Messenger RNA from Orussus abietinus, 621 nucleotides. RefSeq names its product protein tilB homolog. NCBI's taxonomy places the organism in Eukaryota, Metazoa, Arthropoda, Insecta, Hymenoptera, Orussidae. Gene Ontology annotation, molecular function: protein binding. The transcript has 2 exons. The record is from RefSeq and is a predicted model, not a curated record. Gene Ontology annotation, cellular component: cytoplasm. The annotation marks the transcript as partial.
AUGGUGCGAAUUACCAUGGAUCUUAUUCGAAAGCGCUCGGAGCAUAAUGAGGGGGAAAUAUCAACUCUUGAAGAAAUAUCUCUUCAUCAAGAAAACAUUGAUAAGAUCGAACUACUGGACAAGGUCUGCAGGAACUUGAAGAUCUUGCUGUUGCAGUACAACCUCAUAUCGAAAAUUGAGAAUUUAAAUAAGCUGAAGAGGUUGGAAUACCUUAAUUUAGCUCUGAAUAAUAUCGAGGUUAUCGAAAACCUCGAGGGAUUAGAAAGUCUGCAGAAGCUAGAUCUUACGGUUAAUUUUAUUGGGGAUAUACGAGGCGUCAAAACACUAAGUGGAAAUCAAAACCUAGAACAAUUGAUCUUAACCGGUAAUCCAUGCACAGAUUAUGAUGGAUAUCGAGAAUUUGUGAUAGCAACGUUACCUCAAUUAAAAGAACUAGAUAUGCAACCAAUAGAAAGAUCGGAGCGCAUAAAAGCUCUACAAAAGUACGCCGAGGCUUAUGAUAACGUCACUAGGGGCUACUAUAAUUAUUCAAAAAUAAGGAAAAAACAGUUACUGAAUCACCAGAAACAAAUUGGAGAGAAACUGGAAAUCUCCGAAGUGAGGGAAACUGACAAAAGCAAG